Messenger RNA from Peronospora belbahrii, 1953 nucleotides. The record is from the annotation of a GenBank genome assembly. NCBI's taxonomy places the organism in Eukaryota, Oomycota, Peronosporomycetes, Peronosporales, Peronosporaceae.
AUGGCAUCCGAUGAAUCAAUGUCAGCGUUAUUACCAAUGGUAUCGUUAAUGCUUUUGCUAGUAUUUGCGGGUGGAUUAUGGUUCUUACGUACUCGGAAACAAUUACGUAGUGCAUCACAGUCUUUCUUAGCCAGGAUGUUAUUGCAAGAGCAGGAAACAAUCACGAGACUUGAUGUAGAACGUGGUGAAGCGCAAGCAGAGCGCUGGAAAUGCUCCAUCUGUGAGUUUAGCAAUGCCAUGGAUCGACGUAUGUGUCUCUUAUGUGGUACAAAGAACUCGAAACCUCCUCGACAAGCUUCUGAUAGAGAAGAGUUACCACGAUUGAAACAAUCACUUGUAGGAAGAGAAGAGCGAUUGAGCUCUGCUAGUUCAGUAACGAUGUUAUCGAGGCCUUCGUUUUCAAUGCAAAGGUCUUCUGUGCUUAGUGGGAGCACAAGACCGUCAUUAAGACCAUUGAGACUCUCGACAUUGAAUACGAGACAAAAGUAUGCACGACGACGAAAAGAAUGGGUGCGUUGUAUUGGUGAAGAUGGAGAAUCGGCCUUUUGGACAAGAGCAGACGUUGCAGCAGCUACUAGGAAACUUACGGUCUCAAACGGUACUACUGCAAAUUUGGGAGGCCAUGGACGAGUAUCAGUGGGCUUUAUAACGCACAUGGUACGUCGGUCGUCUAUGAUGGGAGACAUGGGACGUCUUACGUUUGCAGAAGCCUCGCAAUUAGAUGCAGCAGAGACAAUUAGCGGAUACAAACUCACUGCACGCGAGCUAGAGCUGCUGGACGGAGUGUCGAGACUGCCGUUUCCAAAAAAGUAUACGUGGUUUUUGGAGCGCAUGGGAGCGCUGCUAAGACCGUGGGAAGAAGGACGAAUUAAGCUUCGGGUACAGAGAGAACAUAUUCUUGUGGAGAGUAUGGAGCAGUUACUGGGUAUUCAACCCGAACAUAUUCAUUUUCCACUUCGAAUUGAGUUUAUUGGUGAAGCAGGUAUUGACGCUGGAGGUUUGCAGCGAGAGUGGUUUUCGAUUUUGUUUGGGAGAUUGCUGGACGAUGAGCUCGGACUCUUUAUGACGUGUCAUCGACAUACACAGGCCGUGGCCAUUAACCCACACUCAGAAGACUGUACGGCGGAUCACUUGCUGUACUUCCGAGGUAUUGGACGGCUACUUGGCCGAUCAUUAUUGGAAGGACAGACUAUGCAGGCAAGACUGUGUUUGCCUAUUCUUAAGCAUUUUGUCGGCACGCCGAUUACGUUUUCAGACCUGCAGUACGUGGACCCAGAAGUGUACACAAGCAUGAUAUGGAUACGUGAUAAUGACGGUGUGGAUGCUUUGGAGCUGACAUUCAGUGUCACCGAGCUACGAGCCGAUGAUGAAGUCGUAACUGUGGAUUUAGUUCCGGAUGGACGGAAUAAGGCUGUGACGGAUGGAAACAAGAUGGAGUUUCUGCACCUCAAGCUACGUUACCUCAUGCUAGACCGGUAUGCACCGCAGCUACAAGCGCUAUCUCUUGGCUUGUUUGAGAUUAUACCGCAGGAGGCUCUACUAGUGUUUGAUUAUCAAGAGCUAGAGCUUGUACUCUGUGGCCUACCCGAAAUUGAUAUGGCUGACUGGAAACGCAAUACUGUCGUCGCUCCUAGCUUUAGUGAUGCUCCCAUGGUCGUUGGUUGGUUCUGGGAAGUUCUCGAGGGCUUCACCGAAGACGAGCGUGCCCGUUUUCUGCAGUUUUCAACGGGCUCGUCACGCGUGCCAGUGCAGGGCUUCAAGGGCCUUACGAGCUACGACGGCCGCAUCUGCCCCUUUUCGUUGCGGCCAUUGGUAGGCCAAACACGUGGCUUUCCGAAGGUGCACACGUGCUUUAACCGCGUUGAGCUGCCGUUAUAUGGUGCUAAGGCUGAAAUGAAAACUGCUCUGUACGCUGUACUCGAUAUGGAGUGGACAGAGUUUAGCGAAGAAUGA